Molecule: messenger RNA, 692 nt
Organism: Wasmannia auropunctata (little fire ant)
Lineage: Eukaryota; Metazoa; Arthropoda; Insecta; Hymenoptera; Formicidae
Product: ankyrin repeat and LEM domain-containing protein 2-like
Exons: 3
Biological process (GO): negative regulation of phosphorylation
Cellular component (GO): endoplasmic reticulum
Molecular function (GO): protein phosphatase 2A binding
Source: RefSeq, a predicted model, not a curated record
AUAGAAACUCUUCACGUUUAUCCAGAGAUACAGGCUGCCUUAAAAGUGAUAAAAACAUGUAAGAAAGGCCGCUUGAAAAGUUUUAAGAAUCGUUUUGAUGCUAUAGCAUAUGCAAGAACUGGCUGCAAACAAUCUUCUUGCAGUCAGUCUGUGACAACUGCUACGGUGCAAGAUUCUAGUAAUUUUAAAGCACCAAGCACGCAGGAACUGAUAGCUUUUAAAAGAUUAAUCGAAGACGGAGAUUUGGAGGCUGUGAAGAAUAUUGUAUGGGAAAAUCCGAGAUAUCUAAUCAGUAGCGGAGAUACGCCUGCCAUUUUGCAGAUGGGCUCCCGAUAUAAUGCUUUACACAUAGCGGCGAAAAAAGGCAAGCCGGAAAUGUGCGAAUUCAUAUUGAAUACCGUUGGAGAUCCCAAAUUUAUGCAGUGGCAUUAUGGGGAAGAUAAAUGUAAAACUUACUUAAAUCCUGCGGAAAUUAUGCAGGAUUUAUACUUAAAUACACCAGACAAAGGACUCAAUGAAACUCCGUUACAUUUUGCUGUUAAAUUUGGUUUUAAGGAUGUCGUUCGUAUUCUUGUCUCUUAUUCUCAAUGCAUUAAGAUCUUGCCAAACAAGUAUAACCAGUUGCCUAUAGAGCUACGUGUGUGCAUGCAUGCUGAGAGAUAGAGAAGAGGGAAGGGAGAAAUAGAGGAAAG